ACCUAGCAGUGGGCGUGGCUUCGUUUCGGCCACUAUAUAAGGAGACGCCGCCGAGUCAUCGGCAGAGUCGCCGGAGAUUCCCUGUGGACAUGAAGACUUUGGCCAUCGCUGUCGCCCUCGUGGCGUUUGUAGGAGUCAGUGUGAGCGGAGAUCCUGAAGCUGAUGCUGAGCCCAGCCGCUAUGGAGGCGGCUUUGGAGGCCAUGGGGUGGUGUCCUACAGACCCGUGUACAACAGCUACGGCUACGGACGCUGGAAGAGGAGUGCUGAGCCUGUAGCUGAGGCUGAGGCUGAUCCCGAGGCCGAUCCUUCCCGCUUCGGAUACGGGCAUGGCGGCUUUAGUCACGUGUCCUUCCAACCCGUAUACAGCAGCUAUGGCUACGGACGCUGGAAGAGGAGUGCUGAGGCUGAGCCCGGAUUCAGCUUCGGUCACGGCUUCGGAGGUCACGGCCGCUUCGGAGGCUACAGGGGCUAUGGAGGCCACGGCGGAAGCUUUGGUGGACAUGGGCGUUUCUACGGCUGAAGGGUUCAUUUUUCCCAAGAUCAAUAAAGCUGAGCAAUUCUA
This is a messenger RNA of Penaeus vannamei (Pacific white shrimp), 563 nucleotides long. The record is from RefSeq and is a predicted model, not a curated record. Lineage: Eukaryota; Metazoa; Arthropoda; Malacostraca; Decapoda; Penaeidae.